UUCCGUUGACUAUAAAUAGAAUUUUCUGCGCAUGCAUUUUGUUCAUCUAUUUUUAUAUGAAUUGCUCAUAUACUGUUUCAUUGACUUGACGCCAUAUUGACUACUACUUUGAAAGGAUUUAUACAUUUAUUUUCAUUUAAUGAGGUAAUCAGUAUGGAUCCGUUAUCAGAAAACGGUUAUCAGCAGGAAGAAUCUUUUCUGAAAGUUGCAAAGGAGAAUUCGAUAUCUUUUUGUUCGACUUUCUUAAAAUAUAAGGACGUACAUUCAUUUCUGCAUCGGUCUGAAGGAGGAUUUAUAUCAACGCGCUGUGUUAAUGCUACGUUUGGAGAAAUAUAUUGUUUAAUGCAGAGCAAUCUCGACAUUGACGGAGUUGUACUGGAGAUGAAGGCAUUGACGGCUAUCAAAUUCCCAGUUUUUUACAUGAACCUUUUACCAAGAGGUGAUGGUAGUAUUAUAUCCAUGUACCCGAUUCUUAAGAAGCACAUAGAUAUAACUCAAUAUCAGAGAACUUCAUUUUCUUUAUUAAAAAUGUGCAAUGGUAUACAACUUUUCAGUUCAUUUGGGUGGCAAGUGAAUUUAGCGCUGAUACCACUACCAAAUAUAGAUUCAUCUUUUGACCUGCCCAGUGCUUUAAACUACAAAUUGUUUGCAAACCAGUACUUUAAUCGAGUAAAGUCCACCUUCCAAAACAAUCUUCUGAAAUUAUCACCAAAGGAAUUGUGUAAAGACACUUUUAAGAAGAAUUCGAUCUUUGACGUUUCAAAAUGGAGGGUUUUGGCAAAAGAUCAAUCCUUUGUCAUGGCCAUAUUAGAUAAGACUUUGAUUGCAUGUCAGGCUCCUCCGCAUCAUCGAAUUUCCAUUGUAGCUUUUCGUUUUGGAGAGAGAGAUUCCGUUCAAAUCCAACUUGCAACUGAUUUUUGCCUUGAACUAGUUACAUCUCUUACCACCCAUAUUGCCGUAACAUUCAAGAGCAUAGAUGACAAAAUUCACUUUUUCUGGUCACGUGACGGAAUUCAGAAGCUUGUAGGCUUUCGAGGAUCAUUACUUCCAGUCCUUUCCUUUAGAGAUUGCUGCAAUUUUCAAACAAAUUUAGAUGGUCGUCCAAACGAUAUCUCGGAUGAACUGAGGAAUGUGUGCAUGCAUCCCAAUAAUUUGAGAUUUUUGCAAUUAUACGCAGAUUCGCCCCACAUGCAUUGCAGCGCUAAGCAUCCUCUAUCUGGUCUUAUAGCGACAUGUAAUUUACUGCAUCCUAAAUCAACUGCUCACCUUUCCCGACUUUCUGAUGAUUAUCUCUCUGUAUGUCGUGAAAACUGCCAUAAAUUAGGAGAAGCCAUGCCAAUGCGUCUCGAAGUUGUUGUGUCCUUGGACGAUAUUCCGUCAGUGCUGAUUGCAAAGGAAAUAAUUAACCUAGAACAUUUAGAAUUACUUAUGGAUAAGUAUCCUAUGGUUGUGCCUUUUCAAGAAACGGUAAUAUAUUGCG
This is a messenger RNA of Saccostrea cuccullata (small rock oyster), 1480 nucleotides long. RefSeq lists its product as uncharacterized. The transcript has 2 exons. The annotation marks the transcript as partial. NCBI's taxonomy places the organism in Eukaryota, Metazoa, Mollusca, Bivalvia, Ostreida, Ostreidae. The record is from RefSeq and is a predicted model, not a curated record.